GCGCCUGCGCAGCCGCGGGAGGCGGGGUGCUGGUGCUGUGCGGAGCCUGGCUUGUUGUUGUUGUCCCAGACCCGGAGGCUUCUCAGUUGCCGCCGCGCCGCGUCGCCAUGUCCUGUCCUCAGGAGCCGCCGCAGCACAACAACAACAACCCCCCGGCCGAGGGGGCGCCCGCCGAGCCGGGCCUCAACAGUUCCUGGGUGGAGUUACAGAUGAACGGCAAUGGCAAUAGCAAUGAUAAUGCCAGUGGGAAAAAUGGGGGCCUGGAACAUGUCCCUUCGUCAUCCUCUAUCCACAAUGGAGACAUGGAAAAAAUCCUUCUGGAUGCCCAGCACGAAUCAGGACAGAGUAGUUCAAGGGGUAGUUCGCACUGUGACAGCCCUUCCCCUCAAGAAGAUGGACAGAUAAUGUUUGAUGUGGAAAUGCACACGAGUAAGGACAAUAGUUCUCAGUCUGAAGAGGAAGCAGUAGAAGGAGAGAAAGAAGUGGAAAUUUUGAAGAAAAGUGCUGACUGGGUUUCAGACUGGUCGAGUAGGCCUGAAAACAUUCCUCCCAAGGAAUUUCACUUCAGACAUCCUAAACGUGCAGUAUCUUUAAGUAUGAGAAAGAGUGGAGCUAUGAAGAAAGGUGGCAUUUUCUCUGCGGAGUUUCUUAAGGUUUUCAUUCCAUCUCUGUUUAUAUCUCAUGUUUUGGCUUUGGGACUAGGCAUCUACAUUGGAAAACGACUGACCACACCUUCAGCCAGCACUUAUUGAGAGAAGCAGAGGGCAAAACUUGGAAAUCCACAUGACCUGUGAAGAUGUUAUUGUCACAUUAGUACAUUUGAACUUGAGACCAUUUUAAGCAUGACCCCAGCCCCGCCCUUUCUUUACAUAUCCAGGUUCCAGUAACUCUUGGAAUUCAGUAUUGUAUUGGAACUCUGUUGAGGUGUUUGACUACCCACCUUCUCUCCCCCCACCCUUUUGGCCUGCAAAACACGUCAGUUGCCUAACAGACUUUACAAUUGUCUAUACAUUGCAAGGGCUUCUUUCAGUACAAAAUUCCACCAGCAAAUUAUAAUUUUAUUAGUGAUGCUGUUGCCUCCUCUAGUACAACCUGACUUAAAUCUGCAAAUGCUCAUGGAAUAAAUGUUGACUGUA
Molecule: messenger RNA, 1136 nt
Organism: Emys orbicularis (European pond turtle)
Lineage: Eukaryota; Metazoa; Chordata; Testudines; Emydidae
Gene: BNIP3L
Product: BCL2 interacting protein 3 like
Exons: 6
Coding region: 108-752 (214 amino acids)
Biological process (GO): positive regulation of apoptotic process; mitochondrial outer membrane permeabilization; defense response to virus
Cellular component (GO): nucleus; endoplasmic reticulum; mitochondrial envelope
Source: RefSeq, a predicted model, not a curated record